GUGUGUGGUUUGUUAUAUUUAUGUCCAUCUUAAAAUGACAGGGAUACUGACCGCAGUGCUGCUGUAUUUGGCAGUUUUAAAGUUCAGAUCAGAUAAGGUCUGAUGUGUUUUGCUGUUUGGUGGGCAGUUCGUCAGACACACAAACAGUUUGAGUGUCAACUUCCUGCCUCAGCUGCCUGUCGUUCGUCUGCUGAAGCUCUCGCACAAGGAAACCAGAGCAGCGGCAGAAGUGUCUGAAACAGGGCUGCGAAAUGUGCUAGCUCCAAAGUCAAGAAAAUGGCAGCCAACUCAAACCACCGCCCAAAAAGCCUUGACAUCAGUCAUGUCUCUGGUGCUUUCUCUGUGCUGUCCAUGGGGCCCGAGUCCUCUACACAGGGGCCCAAAUGUGUCCACUUUCAGAUCGGGCUGCAUAAAGAAGAUGUACGGAUCCCUGAGGGACACCUCAGCUUCCAAGAGGCGAAGCAUCUCGCAGCUGAAAUCAUUGAGAGAAAGGCUCCAGAGUGCAGUGUCGUGGGUCUCGGUGAGAAGCUGCUGUUAUUCAGACAUGAGCCGAACACAGAGCAGAUCUUACAGAGACUCACUGAAAAACACGACAUAUGCAACGGAGAUCUGGUGGAGGUGGUGCUCGCUGGAACAGCUUCACUGACGGAGAUGAAGUACCGUCCUCAUUCUCUGGUCGUCCAUUCGUAUCGCUCUCCUACGUUUUGUCACUACUGCGGUGAGAUGUUGUGGGGACUCGUCCGACAGGGUGUAAAAUGUGAAGGCUGCGGUCUGGAUUUCCACAAGCGUUGUGCGUAUAAGUUGCCCAACGACUGCUCUCGCGUGUUUCGCCGCUGCGGCCCGAGUCUGUCGCUGUUCCCCCCCGGUCGGCCCCGGACCCCGACGCUCUCCAGUCACACCGGCGGGAGCCUGGAGGAGAUCAGCAUGUCGAAGCCGUCAUGCACGCGCUCGCGUCCUCCGUCCUGGGCCAACGUGCCGGUGUCUGUGGGGCUGUCGGAGGGGAAGGAGGCCCUACCGAGAGUCCCUCACACCUUCCACAUUCACUCCUACACCAAACCCACCGUCUGCAUGCACUGCUUCCGGCUGCUCAAGGGCCUCUUCAGACAGGGCAUGCAGUGCUCCGACUGUAAGUACAACUGUCAUCGCAGGUGCAUGACUCUUGUUCCUCCCGAGUGUAAUGGUGAGAAAGCAAACGGAGAAGGAUCAAUGCAGCGCUGCAGACUGAGCUCAUGUGUGUGUGUGUGUGUGUGUGUGUGUGUCAGGCCGUGUUUCAGCAGUAAUAUUCCUCUGAUGCGAGUGGUGCAAUCAGUCAAACACCGCAAGAGAAGAAACAGUGGAGUGCUGAAGAAAGGCUGGUUGAUCCAUCACACCAACACUGACACACAUAGAAAACGUCACUACUGGGUAUUAGAUGGGAAAAGUAUCACCCUGUACCCGAAUGAAAUCAGCAAUAAGUACUAUAAGGAGAUUUCUCUGUCAGAGGUGCUGCAGGUUCGAGGUCCGGCUCAGCUCACUGUUCCUGUGAUGGCAGGUAACAGCACACACUCGUUCGAGCUCGGGACCGUAUCUCUGGUGUACUGUGUGUUUGCGGAACAGGACGGCCCAUCAUGGGAGUCAGCUCUCGAUCAGGCCCUCAGACCGGUGCAGGGCACUGUGUGCCACACGACUAACAACACCGGUGAUGGAGAGAACAGUGACCAGACCCAGGACAUCAGUGAGCUCUAUCAGAUCUUCUCUGAUGAGGUGUUGGGUUCGGGUCAGUUCGGGGUGGUUUACGGAGGCACUCACAGACACACGGGACGUCCGGUCGCGAUCAAAGUCAUCGAUAAAACAAGAUUUCCCACUAAACAUGAGGAACAGACCAAAAACGAGGUCUCGAUAUUGCAGAGGCUGUCUCAUCCAGGAGUCAUUCAUUUAGAAGGGAUGUUUAAGACCAUGGAAAAUACUUUUGUUGUGAUGGAGAAGCUCCACAGCGACAUGCUAGAGAUGAUUUUAUCUCACGAGAACGGACGUCUGUCUGAACGCACCACUCGCUUUCUAGUCACUCAGGUUUUGGAGGCUCUGCGGUACCUGCACAUGAGGGACGUUGCACACUGUGACCUGAAACCAGAAAAUGUGCUGCUGGCUUCCCCUGAACCAUUUCCUCAGGUCAAACUGUGUGACUUUGGUUUCGCUCGCAUCAUCGGCCAGAAGUCGUUUCGGCACACUCUCGUCGGGACGCCGGCGUAUCUGGCUCCGGAGGUCAUCUGUAGCAAGCGUUACAAUCGCUCUCUGGACAUGUGGGCUGUGGGCGUGAUUUUAUACGUCAGUCUGAGUGGGACGUUCCCUUUCAACGAGGACGAGGACAUUAAUCAGCAGAUCACCAACGCUUCGUUCAUGUAUCCACGCCAGCAGUGGUCCCUCAUCUCCCUGGAGGCGGUGAACCUGAUCAAUAACCUGCUGCAGGUGGUGGUGAGACGCAGGUUCAGUGUUGGCAAAGCCAUGGGUCAUCCUUGGUUUCAGAACUUCCAGAUGUGGUGUGACCUGCGUGAGUUUGAGCAGCGGAUGGGAUAUCGUUAUCUCACGCAUGAGGCGGAUGACGAGCGCUGGAGAUCCUACGCUCUGGAGAAAGGCCUCAGUUUCCCACAACAUUUAGCAGCAGCAGCAAAUGAAGAGCAGAAGCAACAGCCAUCAGCCACUUAUAUAUAACUGUGAAUAUUGUAUUAUAUCAGCAACUUUGUGAAUCUGCUGUGUUGUAAAUCUAAUUAUUUUGUUGUGCUUUAAUAUGUGACAUAUUUUUCAAUAAAAUAAGCAAGAGGCUAA
Messenger RNA from Carassius carassius (crucian carp), 2802 nucleotides. RefSeq names its product serine/threonine-protein kinase D3-like. Bases 277 to 2688 code for a protein of 803 amino acids. Lineage: Eukaryota; Metazoa; Chordata; Actinopteri; Cypriniformes; Cyprinidae. The record is from RefSeq and is a predicted model, not a curated record. Gene Ontology annotation, molecular function: protein serine/threonine kinase activity; ATP binding. Gene Ontology annotation, biological process: protein phosphorylation. The transcript is spliced from 17 exons.